This is a messenger RNA of Brachypodium distachyon (stiff brome), 2651 nucleotides long. RefSeq lists its product as uncharacterized. Bases 41 to 2257 code for a protein of 738 amino acids. The transcript has 15 exons. Lineage: Eukaryota; Viridiplantae; Streptophyta; Magnoliopsida; Poales; Poaceae. The record is from RefSeq and is a predicted model, not a curated record.
CCACCCGUUUCCGUUUCCUUGGCGCGCGACCGAGGAAAGGAUGCUCCUGCUGCGCGCCAAGCCGCCGCCGGCGCCCGCCAUCCCGAUCUCCUCCUUCUCCACGCCGCCGUCGACGGCGGCGUAUGCUACCACUAAGCACACCUCCUCCUAUUCCUUCUCCGCCACGGCCCGUUGCUCCGUCGGCAACCUCUCGCCCGUCCGAUUCGAGCCCCUCCGCUCCGACUCCGGCCCGGACCCCUCCUCCUAUGCCAGCGAAGGCGAGGAGCAAGAAGAGCAGAACAAGGAGCAGUACGAAGAAGAGGAGAAGGGAGGUAGUAAUAACAAGCAGGGAGGCAUCUCCGGCAUCAGCGUGCCGCGGCAGCGCUACAUCGCUGUCCCCAAGGCGGCGCUCCUCGACGCCGUCCUCUCCCUAUUCCCCUCCUCCCAGCCCCAAACCGCCGCCGCCGCGGAAUUCAAGCGCUUCUCAAGGUGCUUGGACGCCGUUCUGCACGCUGAGCACAAGGAAGUGCUGGAGGAGAUGCGCGCCUAUUACACGCUCACGCAACCAAAUCAGGAGGAGCAGGAUGAACAAAAAAGCCCCCCAGUCUCCGGCGGUGGCCAAGCGGCGGCCGCGGUGAACGGCAAGAGCUCUGGCUUAUUUGGUAGUAUGACCCAGCUGGAUGCCGACGGGACAUCGUUUCUUUCUAGAAGCUUGGACUGGAGAACUCUACUCGGGUUGUCCCCGGAUCCUGUUUCUCCCACCAGAGUUGCUUUCGCAACUCAUUUCCAGCGUGCCUUCAUGAACCUUCUGCGCAAUGCUCAGUUCGAAGAACUCUCCGCGCAAGAUCUGCUAUUGACCUACUCGUUAAACAGCGAUUAUAUCUUAACGUUGCCGGUUUACGUUGAUUGGAAAAAGGCAGCCGAAUCUAAUGCGAUAAUAUUCCGGCGUGGGUAUGCAACUGAGAGCCAGAAAGGUCUAAUGUUGGUAGAGAAACUUGAUUACCUACAGUCAAAACUAUUACAAAAUAUUUUCUUCAGCCUAUCCAAACCCUUGGCCAAACUGGGGAAAUGGAUCAAUGAGGCAUUGAAAAGAUCAACAGGGAGCCAGGGGUUUCAGAUCUGGAUUGACAAACUGAAGCUCUGGCUGAAAGAGCAAACUUAUGCAGAGAAUUCACUGUUGUUGAUAGAAAACUCAUCAUGGGACAAGCCUAUUUCUGAUCAAUUGCCAGACGCAGAUCUUCCUAUUUGGAUUGCUGCACAGAGAGCAGUUUCUCGUUAUGAAGGUUUUCUGUCACCUGUUGGUCCUCGUGGCAGACUUCUAAGAAGACUGCUUACGUGGACAGGAUUAAUCCCUUCUCUGCCAGAAGCAACGAUAAAUUCUGAUGUUGAAACAAAACAUUUUGAAGGCUCUGCGAGGCCUAAUUUCCUGCCUAGAAUUACCCUUGCAAAUAUAUGGGAGCCAGCAAGCAUAGAAUCUUGUGACAACAAUGUUUGGGAGAUAGUUAAAGCUUCUUUUGCCAUUCUAUUUGGCAAGUCUACUCUGCAGGAACCAGCAUUUCAAGAACUGAUCAUACUUUAUUCUGAUGAUGCUACUGAAAGCAAUGAGAGGGGCAAAUCAGAGAUGCUACCGCCACAGUUGAAAAUUUACGAGAAAAUACCCAUCCCAGAUUUGCCAGUGGUUUUUCCUCACAAGAAGUUGUCCUUCCGCAUCCUUGAUACAGUACGGCUGGAUAUAGCUACCGUAAUAGGAUUGUUGGCAUAUGUUGUCAACUACAAAUUUGAGAGUUUAGCCUCGUCCCCGUCAGCUUUUCUUCUUGAUAUAGCUGCUUUUACUGCACUUGCAAUACUUGUGUUCCGUGUGACACUAGGCUACAAACAGACCAGAGAUAGAUACCAGCUUCUGGUCAAUAAGACGCUCUAUGAAAAGACAUUAGCAAGUGGCUUUGGUUCAGUUUACUUUCUUCUCGAUGCUUCUGAGCAACAACAGUAUAAGGAAGCACUGUUGGCAUAUGCUAUGUUGCUCUGCAGAAAGAAGUAUCAGGUGUCAUCUCGCGCAAGCAUCAGAGAUGCCUGCGAGCAGUUUAUGUACGAGAAAUUUAAGGCGAAGAUUGAAAUGCCUAUCGACAAAGCUAUGGAGACGCUGCUACGGUUGGGUCUGGUGAUCGAGCUGCCAACUAACGGCAGCUCCUCUGUAAUAGCUAUUCCAUGUCCAGACGCAUAUGAGAUCCUCAAAAGCCGCUGGGAUAGUCUGUUGGAACAUAAGACAGAACAAGGGUGAUGAAACCUGAAAAUCGUCUUUGAUUCCUGUAGCCGAGUAAUGGUCGCAGUCAAGUGGUGCAGGAACUUGCUGGUUUUAUCCAACAAAGAGGUUGAAAGGAAAUACACCCAGCUCUGUCAUCAUCGAUCGGGGUUUGCGAAGAGCCAGAUGUACAGUCAGGAUUAAUGCUGGUUUUCCUUGCAAACUCCCCAGGAGUUGGUGCAUAGAUGCUGGAGAAUUCUUGUAUGCGAGCACUGAGCCGUCCUUCUGUUAGUACGUAAAUAUGUAUAUACACACCUGGUCUUGUGACCAACUUUUGUUGCAUGUUGUUCAUACUUGCUUGACUCCAAUUGGCAUGAUUUUUCCAGUUAUGAGAUGAGAAACAGAGCAUAUCUGAGUAUGUGUUUUUUUACAA